Heterobilharzia americana is the source of this 711-nucleotide messenger RNA. NCBI's taxonomy places the organism in Eukaryota, Metazoa, Platyhelminthes, Trematoda, Strigeidida, Schistosomatidae. The record is from the annotation of a GenBank genome assembly.
AUGUUGAUGUUGGAUCCGUAUUACCGCACAGUACGUGGAUUUGAAGUUUUGGUAGAGAAGGAAUGGUGUUCAUUCGGUCAUAAAUUUGCGCAGCGCACUGGUGGACCUGCAGACGGCGGUAUUUACUUACCUCCCAAUAUAUCAACUACAGUCACUAAUGACUCCACUACAGAACGACCCUCUAGUGUUGAAGAGCGUUCUCCAGUAUUCCUACAAUUCAUUGACUGUGUAUGGCAAACAAUGCAGCAAUUCCCCCACUCAUUUGAAUUCAAUGAACGAUUUCUUAUAACCAUCAUGGAUGAAUUAUAUGCUGCACGAUUUGGAACGUUUCUAUUUAAUUCAGAAAUGCAAGGACGUGACCAUGGUGUACGUGAAAGAACUAUUUCUUUAUGGGCAUUUAUCAACUCCGAUAUCAAAUCGUACCAAAAUCCACUGUAUACUCCAGCUGAAAUCAGUGGUCAUCGUGUGAUUUUCCCUCAGCAUGCCUUAGCUCAACUUCAGUUUUGGACAGGAUAUUAUGUCAGAUGGCAUCCACUCAUGCGUUCACAAGAGCCCAUAGCACGUCAAGAAAGAGCACUUAUACUAAUCAUGAGGCGCUUCAGAGAGCUUACAGCUGCUACACAACGCGAAAUCACUAAACCAACCCCAAAUACCAGCAAAUCUGACAACCUAACCCUCAGUAGAUCUCGUUCAACUAGUUCGAAGUUGUGA